Molecule: messenger RNA, 3548 nt
Organism: Sphaeramia orbicularis (orbiculate cardinalfish)
Lineage: Eukaryota; Metazoa; Chordata; Actinopteri; Kurtiformes; Apogonidae
Gene: sec22c
Product: SEC22 homolog C, vesicle trafficking protein
Exons: 7
Coding region: 319-1230 (303 amino acids)
Biological process (GO): endoplasmic reticulum to Golgi vesicle-mediated transport
Source: RefSeq, a predicted model, not a curated record
UACAAGAUUUGUUGUGGUAUUGCUGUAGCAGGAAGACAGACGAAUUAAAGUUAGCUAGCGCCUUGCCUAUUUUUAAUGUAACUUAUUGCGCAGGUGUUAGAAAAGAUAUCAACACUUUUAUAUACAUUGGCAAUAUUUUAAAAAAUCGUGUGUAAGUGAGACGGACAUGAAAUUGCUGGGAGCUUCCAGCUGGAAGUGUAUGAAUUUCCUAUGAUGCUAUAGUCUGCUAACUUACAGCUAAAGCUAACUCACUCUAAACAGGUGCAGCAUGAAACCCAUAAUAAAGAGGCAGUGUAUUCUCCAUGGACCUAUUGGAUCAUGUCUCUGAUCCUGUUUGCCUUUGUGGUUCGGGUCAGGGAUGGACUCCCCCUAUCAGCCUCCACUGACUUUGAACACAACCGAGAGCUCCAGGAGAGAAAACAGCAGCUCAGGACCAUCAGCAAGACACUGGUCCGCUUCCCCGACAGAGGAACUGUCAAGGGCCAGCAGCUCAACAUACACUUCAUCUCUUCAGAGGGUGUAUCCUACAUGACCGUGUGUCACUGCAGCCUCCCUGUUGCUAAGGCCUUCUGCUUCCUGGAAGAUCUGCGCUGGGAGUUCACAGCAUGCUUCAAUAGCACUGUUGUUACCUUGGCAGCCAGGCCAUAUCCAUUUUUGGAAUUUGACAGCACCAUUCAGAAAUUGAAGCAGCAGUACAACCAGAAUGGCGGUCCAGCCCUGGAGGUCACAUUGGCUGAGGUCCAGGAGGAUCUGAAAAUCCACCCACCCCAAGUUAUUCCUUUAGAGGACAUAGAACUUAGCAAUGGCACUGCAAAUGGACAUAUGGAGCAAGGUCCUGGAUCAGGUCAGAAUCUAAGGCUUGAACCAGUGACGGCACCAGGGAUCCUCUCUCUGGUCCUGAAUAUCAUGUGUGCAUCUUUGAAUGUAAUCCGAGGAGUACACUUAAUCGAGUACACGUUCCAGGAUGAUUAUGAAGGUAUAUGGAAUGUCGUGGCUUUUCUCCUGGCAUUUGUCUGCUGUGUGUCUCAGUGCCACCUGUACCUGUUUCAUUCCUCUCUGAAGAAAUUCAAGUCCCUCACUCUGUUGAUUGUGAUUGUCCUAUGCAACUUCUACCUGCUCGGCUUGAGAAACAUGUGGCAGCUGAUUUUCCACAUUUCUGUCGCCUCCCUCUCCACUGCCCUCAUCCUCUCUCGCAAACUCCAAGACAAACCCAAUGACUGUGGGGUCUGAGGGGUCUGGGGAGUAUAGAACAAUGUAUUGGUUUGAAGAUCACUGAGCUGUUUGUGUCCUUGUGUCUUCAGGUUUCAUUCCAGGUAAGAACAACAAGGAGGUAAAUGGCUUGAUACUCCUAAGUUAUGAAGAUGUUUUGUGGAUUUUUAACAACAAAACUUCAUGAAUUUUGUGUCAUCACUGAUAAUUAUCACAAUUUGUAUUUCCUUGUAUACAGUAUGUACUUGCACUUUGUGUACAUUAUUCCCAACACUGUAAAGAGUUCUUUAUGAUUCAUACAAUCUGGUAAACUUUAAAGUAACAUUUCAGACACAGUUAGCUUUAGAGGUGAUGAGAGGAAAUUUCUAUUUUUAAAAUGAAACAUUGAUAGUUUCAGUCUGACAGGCAGGGUGGUGUUUUAUUAAGGCCUGUAAAGAACAAAGACAUUUGAACCAUUUGUCUUUCCUGUCCAAGAAGGUUUUUUAGCGAGUUGCUCACCAAAGUUUUUCAUGUAGAAACAAUUGUCACAGCUAAACUGAACUGAUGAGGUUGGUUCUGCUUGCGAUUUUAUAACUAAGAUGCAUUUCUCUGCACAUUCAUUUCACAUAUUCACUUGUUUUUCGGCUGCCACAGGCCAUUGAUUACCUUUGCAUAUGCAAUGGUUUGUGAUUGUAUGAGACAUUUAAUGUAGUUGUAUUUUAGAGCAGGUAUAUAUGGCUGAUUUACUGCUAAUCAGAAGGCCUGUCGUGUGUGAUUAAUGGAGUGACAUUAAUCAGUGGCUGUCACCAUAUUCAGCUACUUUUACUUGUUCUCCAGUGUUGGACUAUAAGUAAAAUAAUCUCUUACAAAAGUGCAGAUUUGAGGCUUUGGGGUCUUCCAUGCCUUAUGUGUGACAAUGCAGACAGAUUUUAAUUUGUUAACUGUAUUGUUUUACCGUCCACAAGUGCUUAGCUACUCUACAAAGGAUCAAAUGUAAGGGCUCUGAUAUUUAAUGAUUUCAGAGAAAUGCAAUUAUGUCCUGAGGUAAAAUAACUGGCCUUUUGUCUUGUAAGCUGGGAUGUUAACAUUUUUUGUUUUUACUACAUCUUGUGAUUUGAGGCAAAAGAGAUCGACUGUAAUUUAAGCCCUCACAAAGCAAAUUAAUUUCUCUUCAAUGCAUUCUGCAAAUAAGAAUGAAUUAAAUCUCUCAAUUUAAUGUGUUUUAAUGUUGAAAUUAGUUGGUAAAAUAGCAACCUUUGACUGCACUAUUAGAUGGAGAAGUUUUUGUGUUGGGUUUGGAAAAUUUUCUUGAAUGUUUUGCAUAUCAGGGUGAGCUAAAUAAUAUUUAUAUUAUUGAAGGUUUAGGCUUGGCUAUAUUUUUUAUUCAUUCAGUCUUGUUUUUAUACCACACUGUCUGACCUUUACUUCUCUAAUUGCUAGAAACAUAGAAGUCAUUUGUGUUAAAGCAUAGGACAUAUCACUGUAGCGCUGCUAAAUGAAUAAGCUGUUUUUAAGCUAAUUAAUCUUUUUGUUUUAGUAUUUUGUGUAAUUAUAUUUUCUAGGUAAAUAGUUGCACUCAAUGUCUGUUAAGUGAGGAAAAUAAAUUCCUAGUUAUUAGUAUUAAAUAAAUGCCAUUGUGGCUGCAGUGGAAAAAUCCAUCCUUUGCAUUUUAAGAAUCUCUCCUUCUGUCAAGAAUGUUCAAGGAAUUUUAUUGGAAACAUUUGUCAUCUGACAAUCCAAACAAAGUAUGAACAAUUAGCUGAUAAUGUUUAAUUAAUAUGUCUUAAAUUUGUUCUAUUUAAAACAUAUUCAACAGAGCCAUGUGCAGUGCAGAUAGUAAAGUACUAACUUUUCCAUUAAUAUGGUGGUUUCAAAAUUUUACCAUACACUAAGCAUAAUAUUUUGGCUGUUCUACAAUGUUGUAAUAUUUCUUAAUACAAAGAAGGUUUUACUAAACACUAUUUCAACUUAUUUUAGAUUAUAGGAAUCAUUCUGUGGACUUAAUUAAUUGUAAAACAAAUUUUAUUGUGUAAAGGUGAAAAACCAAAUAAAGCUGAUGGAUUUGAAGACGUAAAAAUGAAGUAAAAUUCCAUUCAUUAUGAAGGACUAUGACUAAAUGACAGUAGCAGAAAAUAGUGGUAGGAAUGCACUGGUCAGUUUUUAUCAACAUCUGAAGUCUUAGGUUUACAACAGUGAAUGUUGAUUCAGUGUUUUUGUGGCUGUUUCCUGUUUAUUUAUAAUGAAGGAAUGUGAUGUUACUCUGUCAUUGGUUUCAACUGCCAAAUACACAAGUUAUUACAGGGCUUUAUUUUCCCACUGGGGUAAAACUGACAUUUCAUUAAUAAACACAUUUUUUUUCA